UGUUUCCAAGUUUUUUCUUCUUUCUAGGUGCAAGGGACGAGGAAACACCAUCCGUUUCUCGCGGGCCGGCUGUUAAACAACCCCGUCAGAAACAAUCUUCGUGCGUGUUCACCCGUUUCUGUUGUGUGGUGUGCGAGUGAGAAUCGAACCCCGCUCGAGACGUAUACCAGUCUCCAAAGGGCAAGCAAUUAUCGAUUAACCGCAACACAUUACCUUCACCUACGGGGAAGGAGGGAGCCGGGAGUUCCCUCGCGGUGUCGUGUGUCGUGACCGUUUGGUCCUGGCGACAUCGACAGCGGCAGCGUUGGAGAGCCUCCUCUACCAUCGGUGCUACAGGCGCUGACCAGCUCGCAGCAGCAGCGCUUGGUUUAGAGGCGGAAAGGAUAUCCGCAGGACGGGCGGACGAUAGAGGCACUCGACGAUGGUGUCUGAGGCGGCGGCGGAUGGGGGUGGUUCGGCGGGCCAACCGAAAGCGGCGACGGCGGGAGGAGGAGGAGGAGGAGGAGAAGGGGAGCUGAUGGACUUUUCGUUCCCGCCGGGCCUCAUGCAAGAGGGCGAUAACACCGCAUCGGUCAAGGGGGCGGUGACGAAGAAGCUCGAGGAGCUCAUGGAGGAACCAUGCGACGAGGUGUUUCCGGAGUACAUCACCGUCAUGGUCAGCAACGGGAAAACUAUCAGGGAGAUCUGCUCCCAGCUUGAAGACCUCCUCACGGCAGGCACCGCCACCAAAUUUUGCAUAUGGCUGGGCGCAUAUCUUCGUGAGCUCGAGGCCAAGAACAAGAACGCUGCCGCUGCCGCGCCCAACAAAACGACAACUACGAAAGGAGAGGGGGAGGGGGGGAAGAAGCCCUCGAAGCAGCAAGCUAGCGGCGGCUGGGCGCAUAUCUUCGUGAGCUCGAGGCCAAGAACAAGAACGCUGCCGCUGCCGCGCCCAACAAAACGACAACUACGAAAGGAGAGGGGGAGGGGGGGAAGAAGCCCUCGAAGCAGCAAGCUAGCGGCGGUGGCAAGACGUCCUCUUCCUCCCGCGGCGGUGCUGGCAAGGCUGGCGGUAGCGGCGACGACGCGAAGAAGAGCGACAAGGGUGCCGGUUCCAAGGCAAAGGGCAAGAAGGAAAAGGAUAAGGGCAAAAGCAAGGACCACUCCCCCCCCAGAAGGCGGUCUCCGAGCAGGGACUCCUCGAGGGACGGAGGCAGGGGACGAGGCCGCUCCAGCGACCGUUCUAGCUACCGUUCUAGCUACCCUUCCAGCGACGUUUCGAGGGAUCGAUCCAGGGUCCGAUCUAGGGACCGAUCCAGGGACCGAUCCAGGGAUCGCGGUAGGGGAUGGAGCCGGGAAGCGCGGAGUCGGCCUAGAGCGAGGAGCGGAGACAGCAGGGACAGAGCCAGGCCGCUCCGGCAACACCAGCACCAGCACCAGCAGCGAUACUACGGCGGCGGGGCGAGGGACCGGAGCCGGGACCGAUCGCACGGAGGCGCUUACGGUAGAGACCGAGACUGGCCGCCGUCGUCGAUGUCGUCGUACAGCAGAAACGGGGGGGGGGCGGGCGGAGACCGCAGCCGGGCGCGGCGGGGACGGCGGUGGGCAAGGGAAGGAGGGGGGGGGCGCCGCGGUCGAUUCGGCGGCGUCUCCGGGGAAGAGCGGUAGCGACGGGAAGGAGGAGGCCAAGGCCACUACUGCUGCUAGUACCAAGGCAAUCGCGGUUCCCGGUAGCGUUAUCACCGUCGUCAGCGACUCCGCCAAAGGAAACGACACAGCACAGAAAGCCAACCUGCCGGACCUGCGGACGGUGAUCGAGCGGUCCCGCCGCCGCGGGAAGAUGAACCCCUCUCGGGGACAAGAGGAAGAAAAAGGGGAGGGAGAGGGGCCUGUGGUGGCGAGAGGGAGGAUGGCGGGGGCUCCGGGGGUCAUGCGAGGCUUUUCUCCUUCGGACGAGGCGGACAAUGGGACCAGCGAAGGGGGGGUAAAGCGGGUACUCGGGGAUGAUGAUUCCCAGCCGCAGCACAAGGCCUUCGCAGGAGGGCAACCGGGCGCGCGGCUGCUGUCGUCCGCCGUGAUGCAGAGCUUGCAGCCGGCGAGAGCCCCGGCGCCCAAGGCCACUUGGGGCGGUGGGUCCAAGAGGCGCAAAAGCUCCGCUGGUGGUGGUGCUGGCCCUGGUGACGGAGUCGAUGAUGGUGAUGACGCCGCCCCCGGGUACACGACAGCCACCGUCCACCACGCGAGAACCGACGGUGACGACGGCAAUGGCAACAGCGUCCACGACGACGGGGAUGCCGCCGCCGACUCCUACCGGGCGCCGGCAGAAGGCGCACGCCUCCGGGUCACCGCCCCGGAGUUCCGGCCGCGCACCGGCGGCGGAGGCGUUAGGGCGAGGCCAGCGGCGGCGGCGGCGGCGGCGGCGGCGGCGGCGGGGUUCACGGCCCCAUCAUGGUCAAACCAGCAGCAGUACACCCACGGAGGAGGGGACUCCGCUCGGCAACGGGGCAACGGGGACGAGGAGAAGAAGGAGGAGGAGGAGGAGGAGGAGGCCAUGCCCACAGCGGGUGGGCCCGGUAACAUCUGGGGACGCCUCGGGCCGCGUGCUGGGGAUGGCAAGGGCCACGGCGGUGAUGGCGGCCUUCGCCGGCACAACAGUAGCAGCAGCGGCGGCGGCGGCGGAAGCCAGGAGUGGUCGGAUUGGGCGCAGUCCAUGGGAGGGGUCCCGGUGACGGCGUCCCCCCCGUCCGUUCUUGCAGCCGCGCUUCGCGUCGCCGCCGGAGCCGCGACGGCCGCUGCUGCCACGGGCGCCGGCGGCGGGAUGACGGCAAGCCCUGGCGGCGGCUUCAAUAACAACGGCGGCGGCGGUCACUACGACAACGGUGACUACAAGAACGCGGUCGGCGGCGGUGGAGGCUAUUACGACAACGGCGACAACAAGGACGGUGGGAAGAGUGCGGUUGGAGGCGGCGGCGGCGGCGGCGGCGGCGGCGGUUAUUACGACAACGGUGGCUACAAGGGCGGUGAGAGGAGUGCUGUCGCCGGCGGCGGUGGUGGUGAUUACGUCAACGGUGGCUACAAGGGCGGUGACAGGAGUGCUGUCGCCGGCGGCGGCGGUGGUUAUUACGACAACGAUGACAACAAGGACGGUGGCAGGAGUACCGUCGGCGGCGGCAACCUGACAUGGAAGUCGCCGAGCCUCGACAACACCGCCGCUGCUGCUGGACGACAACAACAGCAACAGCUACAGCAAGGUGGCGGCGACGGCGGUGCCAGGGCAGGAGAAGGGUGGGCGGUACCUGGGGACGGCAGUGCCUGGGCAGGAGAAGGGUGGACAGGUGCCGCCGCCGCUGCGACCCCCGCUGCCGCCCCCGCCGCCGGCAGGGGUAGAGGUAUGGGUGGCCGUUUCGCCAGGAACCAGACGUGGGUUCGAGCGGGCCUGAGGGAGAACGGUAGAGGGGGGCGGGGGAGGGGAGAGGUAGCGUCGGCGAGCGUCGGCGCGUCGGCUGGACGAGGCGUUUUCGGGAGGGGAAGAGGGUGGGGAAGGGGUGGACGGGGGAGGGGUAGUGUCGCGGGCAGGAGCUUGGGUCGAGGGGGGGGCUGGCACUCUACGGGUAGCGUGGCGCCCGCGGCGGGGGGGAGGGGUAGAGGUUGGGGCGCCCCCGCCCCCGUGGGGCAGCAGGAGACGUGGAAUAAGGUCUGGGUCAGGAAGGACUUGCGGACGGCGGCAGGCAAUGACGGAGGGGGUGGUAGUCAGGCUCAGCAGGCGGGAGAUGUCUGAGUGGGGAAGCAGCGCAUUGUUUGCUUUUGGCUGUGUCACGGGAGGUGUCCCGGGCCUCUCUGCCCCAGUACUAUCUAGCUGCGGCUGCUGCUGCUUCUGCUGCUGCUGCUAGAAAGUGCGACCCAAGAGCGACUUGUUGUGUGCAUCCGUCCCUUCGAGGACAUCUGCAGGAGGGGUCCUGCGGACGAGAAUUAACGAACCCCCGCGCGACGAAGGUGGCGGACCGGCGAACGGGCCAAAGGUUUUACUUCUUCCGGUGGUCGUUGUUGCACGAUCGUAUGCGUUGUCUUUUGGAGGAGUUGGCUUGUGAUCACGGAAAGCGUCUGCGUGAGCUGGUGGACCUGUGCGGAUGUUGAGAAGGUGUAUGGAGCAGACACCGGGACGGGUUCUUUUAGUGCGAAUGCAAAGGAGUUCUUGGUUUGAUUGCUACUGGCCAAGCGCCCAGUGUAUUGACGAUCAUCCCCACAACGUUCCUCUCUCUUGAUUGGAAUACGGUCAGAGCUACGUGUAUGCACUGCGCUGUAUAUUCUUUGUCUACCAGAGCUAUCGUUGGCGGCUGUGGUGGGGGUGCAUGUGGUGCAUGUGCGUGGUUCUCUUUGGGGAGGGUACGCGUAUGUUGCCAUUAUUUUAGUAUCGACCGCGCUAGAUUCGGCUGACCAAGGAUAAGGCGUCAAUCUCAGUGCGGCUGAAAACAGAAAAUGCUUUCAAAGGCUACGAUCAUCAGGUGUGUGUGGGUGUGCACAUGUGAAAAUCUUUCGUUUUUACAACGAGUCUUUUUGGAAGUCGACGAGCUGAUUCGCGUUGCAAGGACCUGAAAUCAAGCGGCCGCUAGUUUACUUCCAAUUUUGUUGGGAACAGCUGAAAAAAACUGAUCAGUGCCAGCACAGAAAGGAGCGUAGAUUGAUCCCCAAGGACA
Messenger RNA from Ectocarpus sp. CCAP 1310/34, 4673 nucleotides. Lineage: Eukaryota; Phaeophyceae; Ectocarpales; Ectocarpaceae. The record is from the annotation of a GenBank genome assembly.